This is a messenger RNA of Rhincodon typus (whale shark), 482 nucleotides long. RefSeq names its product WD repeat-containing protein 31-like. The coding region runs from base 57 to 482 and encodes 141 amino acids. Lineage: Eukaryota; Metazoa; Chordata; Chondrichthyes; Orectolobiformes; Rhincodontidae. The record is from RefSeq and is a predicted model, not a curated record. Gene Ontology annotation, molecular function: protein binding. The transcript has 4 exons.
CCUGCCUCUUUCAGUCAAACAGGAUCUUCAGUGCUUCACGUGAUAAAACAGCCCUAAUGUGGGAUAUGUACAAUAAAGCUGGACCACUACAGGAGUUUACAGGGCAUGAACUGGUGGUGACCGGCCUAGCUGUGAGCCCAGAUGGUUUGAAACUAUGUACAGGGUCGCGGGACAAUUCCAUGUGUAUCUGGGAUGUAGAGACAGGAGACUGUUUACAAAGCUGCUCUAUUUCCAGGAAUCUGGUAACACACAUCUGCUGGGUUCCUGCAGAAUCACUUGUAAUUCAGACCUCCGAGGACAAGAUGAUCAGAAUCUGGAAUAGUCGCGAACUCCAGGUGACUCACACUUUCCCAAUAAAACAGCACAUCCAAAUGCAUUGUGAUGCCAGUCCUGAUGGGCGAUAUUGUAUUACCUGCAGCAACGGUUUUAGCGGCGAGGGCUGUGAAGCCACAGUAUGUGACCAACAUUGUAGUCCAGUUUAA